AUCUUGAUCCCCGAAUACCACUUCCGGUUGAAAUAGUCAACAGACGGUUCUUGCGGAGAUGAAUUUUAUUGUAUAAGUAGACAGUGUCUUGCCCAUUGUGUCGAUGAAGAAAUUGAAUUAAGUUUUUUAUUAGGUGGACAAUAUCUCUCUGUUUUUAUAUUUCGAUCUGCUUCCAUUUUCUUCGACCUUGAGGUAACUUUUCAUCACUGAUGAACUGAUACUGGGGCACACAUGUUCCCGUGUUGUGAAGCUUAAGAAAAUAUUUGUGAGAAUGAACUUGGCAAGAAAAUGACCGAAGAAAGUAUUCAUUGACGUGGAAUCGAAAUAAUUAUGGCGGUUCAUCGGGAGGAGGAGAGGAAGACCUGCUGGGUGUGCUUUGCGACAGAGGACGAUGAUAAUGACACCCCUUGGGUUAGGCCAUGCAGGUGUCGGGGAACCACUAAAUGGGUGCACCAGUACUGUCUCCAGCGGUGGAUAGACGAAAAACAGAAAGGCAAAAGCACUGCUAAAGUGGCCUGUCCACAGUGUAACACGGAAUAUAUCAUCGUCUUCCCUAAACUAGGUCCAGUGGUAUACAUCAUGGACAUCAUGGAUAAGAUUAUUCACAAGGUCUGUCCAUUCUUGGCCGGCGGCAUCGUGGUGGGGUCGGUGUACUGGACUGCAGUAACCUAUGGUGCUAUCACUGUUAUGCAGGUUUUGGGCCACAAGGAGGGCUUGAAUGUCAUGGAAGGUGUGGAUCCAAUCUUUUUACUAAUCUGCUUGCCAAUUAUACCAGUGGUGCUUAUCCUGGGCAAGAUGUGUCGCUGGGAAGACUACAUUCUGAGACUCUGGAGAAAGCAUGCGGCCAAACUACCAUUCCUACAACACAUAUUCUCUAGUGUAUAUGCAAGGAACCUGCGGGUCCCCGCGGAGACUGUCCCACUCUCUGAUCCAAUCUCUGCCACCAGGAUGCUGUGUGGUGCCCUCGUCAUGCCAACUAUUGCUACCAUCAUGGGCAAGAUCAUGCUGGGUUCCGUUCAUUCCAACUUCCAGCGAACACUUCUGGGUGGCGUUGCUUUCACGAUAUUGAAGGGUGCACUGAAAAUCUACUACAAGCAACAGCAAUACCUUCGCCAGGCAAAUCGCAUCAUCAAGGACUUCCCCACCGAAGAAGAUGCCUCCUCAUCUGUGUAAAAAUCAACUUCUGCUGAAUGCAGUACCACAGAAAUCAAAACUGUGACCAGUACUGUGUACCACAGAAAUCAAAACUGUGACCCUCAAGCUGGAAUCAUUUCUUCAUUGUAAAAAAUACAAUCCGACCCACAUGCUGGAAUCAUUUCUUCAUUGUAAAAAAAAAAACUCCCAACCCACACACUGUAAAAAAAAAAAUUAAACUGUGACCCUCAAGCUGAAAUCAUUUCUUCAUUGUAAAAAAUACACUCCGACCCACAUGCUGAAAUCAUUUCUGCAUUGUAAAAAAAAAAUUCCAAUCCAUACACUUUAAAAAAAAAAAACUCUGACCCACAAGCUAGAAUAAUUUCUACACUGUAAAAAAUAUAAACUCGAACCCACAAGCCGGUAUCAUUUCUGCACUUUAAAAAAACAACUCCCAACCCACACACUGAAAAACGAUUAAAAAACAAACAAACUUGGACCCACAAGCUAGAAUUAUUUCUUCAUUGUAAAAAAAAAAAAACCCACUCUGACCCACAAGCUGUAAUCAUUUCUUCUUUGUAAAAAAAAAACAAACCCAACCCACAAGCAGAGAUCUGACCCACACACUAAUAAAAACAAACUCGGACCCACAAGCAGAAAUCUGACCCACACACUAAAUAAAAACAAACUUGGACCCACAAACUGAAAUCAUUUCUACACUGUAAAAUCACAUCCUCCAAACAAGAUGGCCUAUUUCAUUACAGCACAUUCGAUCACUAGUGAUUAAUUCGGGCUUUCUGCUUGCGCAAUACCAAUGACAUCACAACAGCCAUGUUAUGCUGAGUUGUUACAAAUCUGUAAUACGCAACCUUGCAGAAUUUCUUCUUCAAAGUCCUCUGUUCACAUUUUAUCAAAUGAAUUGGAGAGAUAAUCUGAAUAAUUUUCAUCUUUUAUUUUUGUGUGUUAUUACUAGUAUGUAAUGAAGAUGUCACUUUAUAAAACACACCCAGUCUAUAUCACACUCAUAUCGAACCCUCACCCAAUAUCGCCCCUCCGACUGAUUUUGGGGUUUCAGGGUGAUGUGAAAUAGGGUGUGUCUUAUCAUCGAUUCCCAACAGCUGAGUUUUACGGGAGAAUGUGAAGAGGAAGAAACUUUGUGUUGAUUAGAUUCAGCGCGAAAUAGUUCAUUGAGGAAAGAAAGAUAACUCUGCAUUGAAAGGAAUAUAUGUGGGAGAAAGAUGUGAAAAUUGUAUACUUGUAUAUUAUGUUUUGUUAUUUUAAAAUGUGAUGCAUUGUGUUUUUUUUGCAGCUGUGUGAUGCGGCCUGUUGACAGUUCCAGUAUUGUUGUGUUGUGAUUUCCCUCAGCUGUUUUUGUGAUUUUUAUAAGUAUUUCAGCUGCCACCAAGUCAAAUCUGCCCAAUGCUUUUAAAUCGUAACCACGGUCAGUUGUCAGUUUUGAGUCUGUCCUCUUUGUCUCAUGAUGCUGAUUGGUUUCUGUAAGUCAGCUGUUUAUAUUAACUCUUUCAUUCAUGCAAUGUAGAGCGGUGUUAGUGAAUAAGCCCAUAUCUGCACAGUAUGUACACAAACAAAAUACAAUUGUAAGUGUUUGUUGACAAUAAAUGCAUUUCUUGAAUGUGUUUCGUGGAUGUCUCACUGAUGUCUCUCGGAUGUCUUGCGGAUGUCUCAUUGAUGUCUCGUGGAUGAAGUUUGGUUUACUGUAAGUUAACAUCUCGAUGUGUUUUACUGUAGCAAGACAUUUCAGGGACUGAUUCCAAAAAAUUUCAAAAUAAAGGAUGUCAAAUUAGGUGCUACCUUCUUCGACCAGGUAGGCAGGUUGCAGCCCUCAAAAUUGCAAAAUAAUCGGUUACUGCAACAUUUUUCUAGUCUGAGGGAGGGGGUAGUUGUUGCAACCCUGUAGAUCCAAUGCUGCAAUCUUAGUUACAGAAUCAUUUGUAAUGUGACUCAUUGGUUGUAAAUCAAAAACCUCACUUGGACAAUGAAGUUGCUGUGACCUUGUGAACUGUUCCGUUUAUGUGCCAAGUAUCCCCACAGGGAUCUCUCUUUAUGGAAAGAUUUGACAGUUCUUUUUAUCGUGUUGAUGACGUAUAUAUCGAAACACUGUGUUGAAUUUAUUGGCUAUCUAUCAACAUCUGUGAUGCUGCCAUUAGCAGGAUAAUUUUACAUUCUGUAAUGUCAGGUGUUAUAAACAGCCAUUGAACUGUAUAAAUGUACUGCAACUUUACAAAUUUUUUAUUUUUUUUUUUGUGUAUGUGAAUUUGAACUCUCUCAUUUUUUUCUGUUUUAAUAGCCAUUUGGAAAAGUGUUUACAAUACAAUUUAUUGACAGUGAGUUCCUAAAGGAAAUUUCUUAUAUGUCUCAUACAAAACCACCUUAUCUGAAGCCAAUUUAUCUUCUCUUUUGAUAAAAGUUUUGAAGAUUUUGGCCGCUCCUGUCACAAUUUUGAAAAUAAUCUUUUGAUGACAUACCGUAGAUUGGGAACUUUACUCAAUGGUUUUAAUUUGUUCACGAUUUAUCAUUUUUUCGCAAAAUUAAACCCAUAGUGUAUAUCAAUAGUAUAUCAAAAAUAUUUCAAUGCUUUCAUAUUAAAUUGAAAUAUAAUAAAAGCAGAUUCCCUAUAACAUGAAAUUAAAAUCCAUCACAAUUGUGCUUUGUAAGAAAUUGUGAAAUAUGGCAAUAGUUCCUCUCUCCCUUGCAGUUGCCCUCGAAGCAGUAGUUCAUUGAGGAUUUCCACACUACCUUGCAGCAAUAGUUGUGACUGUUUCCUCGAGAUAAAUAACAUAUAUUGGUGAUAUUAAUAUUUCCAUUUGUGUUUCGAAAGGAUGUCGGCAAUUAAUUCCUCUGUAAGAAGAUUUUUAAGUAAAAAAGAUGGUCUUGGAUGAAAUGUAUAGGAAAGGUUUACUUUGUGAACUCACUUUUGGCGAAAGAGUGUACUGUUUAAUGGAUUUAUCUUGACAGUGGAAUAAUUCAGACAAUAUUAUUGUUCAUCAGUGAAAUUUGGUAUUGAGAAUUUCCUGUUUCUUUCACUCAAUACAUUCAACUUAAACUUACUUUUCAUAUUGAAGGAAGAAGUUUGUACUAGUCAGUUGAUGAAUGUAAUGGUUAUAACACAUGUGUAGUAUAUGUAUGUAGUGUACACAAACAUGUGAUAGUUAUAACACACACAUGUAAUAGUUAUAAUACAAACAUGUGAUGGGCUAGUUAUAAAAUGCACAAUUGCAUGAAAUAAUUAUGAUCUGUAACACACGUGUAAUAGUUAUAACACACAUACAACAUUGACAAUGCACACAUGUAAUAGUGAUAAGAAUAAAGUACAUAUUUUCUUAUAUCACUAUAUUCUUUAGAUGUUAACAUUGAAUUUUUACUUGAAGAUUUAGGAUAUAGAUUAAAUGUGAUCACUACAGGUAUUUCUUCGUCUCUUUCUGGUACGGCAUGGAUGUUAUUUAUUUAAUAUUUAGGUAGGGAAUUAAUAUCACUGACAAUUUUAUUUGUAUGUUUCUAGUUUUUAAUAAGGAUAGACAGUUGAAAUAAUAUGCAUAUUGUUGAAUAACUCUCAAGACUUAUUGUAAAUUUUCCCCUCAGUUAUAUAAUCAAGAAAGAUACUUAUCAGAUUAUUAGUGUACUUAAUUGUGAAAACUACUUUCAUUCAGGCCAGUUUUUUUGUAAACAUAUAUUACUGUGACAUUGAAUUUAUUUAAUGGAGACAGUUUAACAUUUUCUAAUUGUUGAUAAUUAUUGGCCACUGAAUGAGAAUGGACAUCACUGGAUCAUUAUAACAGAUAAUGAUUAUUAUAUGAUGUGUGUUUCGUGCUGUAGAGGGGUUUAUUUUUAUAGCAGUAAGCAAGCAUACUAACUUUUCUAUGAAAGAUGUUUAAAAUCAGUAAAAGAUUGAUAUUACAGUUACUUUUGUUGCAGUGAGCUAACUGUACAGGGUUUUAUAUUAGUGUACAACAGGUGUAUCAGUUGUUGCUUUCAAUAAACAGCUGAAUGUAG
Molecule: messenger RNA, 5145 nt
Organism: Ostrea edulis (European flat oyster)
Lineage: Eukaryota; Metazoa; Mollusca; Bivalvia; Ostreida; Ostreidae
Product: E3 ubiquitin-protein ligase MARCHF5-like
Exons: 6
Coding region: 331-1173 (280 amino acids)
Molecular function (GO): zinc ion binding
Source: RefSeq, a predicted model, not a curated record